This is a messenger RNA of Thlaspi arvense, 2251 nucleotides long. Lineage: Eukaryota; Viridiplantae; Streptophyta; Magnoliopsida; Brassicales; Brassicaceae. The record is from the annotation of a GenBank genome assembly.
GAUGCCUCCUUGCAUUUAAAGAAAAUUCACUCUCACUUCCCUUUACACGGAGAAGAAGAAAUCGAGCUCAUCAAUGGCGGUUCUAAGAGAACCGAUCGAAAUUCGGAUUCUGAUCUUCGCUGUUGUUAUCUUCUUCUUUCUCAAUGUCCAUGUCGAUGGCUUUUACCUUCCCGGCGUCGCUCCACAGGAUUUUCAAAUGGGAGAUGCAUUGAUGGUGAAAGUUAAUAAACUGACAUCUACAAAGACUCAGCUUCCAUACUCUUACUACUCUCUUCCUUAUUGCCGUCCUGAACACAUCGUUGAUAGCGCAGAGAAUCUCGGCGAAGUUCUUCGCGGUGAUCGAAUCGAGAACUCUCCCUUUGUGUUUAAAAUGAGGGAAUCGCAGAUGUGCGCAGCGGUUUGUCGUGUAAAGCUCGAUAAGAAGAGCGCCAAGGCGUUGAAGGAGAAGAUCGCUGAUGAGUAUCGAGUUAACAUGAUUUUGGACAAUCUUCCUCUAGUUGUUCCGGUGAGAAGGCAGGAUCAGGACAACGUCGUGGUUUAUCAGCAUGGCUUCCAUGUUGGUCUCAAGGGAAUCUUUGUUGGGAGCAAAGAGGAGAAGUAUUUCAUCCACAACCACUUGACCUUCACUGUUAGAUAUCACAGAGAUGUAGACACAGAUUCUUCAAGAAUCGUCGGUUUUGAGGUCAAGCCGUUCAGUGUCAAGCAUGAAUAUGAAGGUGAAUGGAGUGAGAAGGCUCGGUUAACGAGUUGUGAUCCGCAUACAAAGCGAGCAGUCACAAACUCUGAGUCUCCUCAAGAGGUUGAAGAAGGGAACGAGAUCAUCUUCACGUACGACGUUGAUUUCCAAGAAAGCGAGGUGAAAUGGGCUUCGAGGUGGGACACUUACCUCCUGAUGGCUGAUGAUCAGAUUCAUUGGUUCUCGAUCGUUAACUCAAUGAUGAUUGUUCUUUUCCUCUCUGGUAUGGUCGCUAUGAUCAUGUUGCGAACUCUCUACCGAGACAUCUCCAACUACAACCAGUUAGAGACUCAUGAAGAGGUCCUCGAGGAGACGGGAUGGAAACUGGUCCACGGAGAUGUCUUCAGGCCACCGGAGAAUCAGGACUUGCUCUGUGUCUACGCAGGCACCGGAGUUCAAUGCUUUGGGAUGAUCCUCGUCACCAUGAUCUUCGCCUGUCUCGGCUUCUUGUCUCCUUCGAACCGAGGUGGUCUCAUGACGGCGAUGCUCUUGCUAUGGGUUUUCAUGGGGCUCUUGGCGGGAUACGCGUCUUCACGGCUCUACAAGACUUUGAAAGGAGGCACCGAGUGGAAGAGAAUCGCUCUGAAAACCGCCUUCAUGUUCCCAGCGACCGUCUUCGUGGCGUUCUUCGUCCUUAACGCCAUAAUCUGGGGACAGAAAUCGUCAGGAGCGGUCCCGUUUGGUACAAUGUUUGCUCUCGUCGUCCUCUGGUUCGGCAUCUCUGUCCCGCUGGUUUUCAUCGGUGGUUACAUCGGUUUCAGGAAGCCUGCACCGGAAGAUCCGGUGAAAACCAACAAGAUCCCAAGACCGAUACCGGUACAGGCCUGGUACAUGAACCCGGUCUUCUCCAUUUUGAUCGGAGGCAUUCUCCCGUUUGGCGCGGUCUUCAUCGAGCUCUUCUUCAUACUCACCUCCAUAUGGCUACACCAGUUCUACUACAUAUUCGGGUUCCUCUUCAUCGUCUUCAUCAUCCUGAUCAUCACUUGCGCGGAGAUCACCGUCGUCCUCUGUUACUUUCAGCUCUGCAGCGAAGACUAUCAAUGGUGGUGGAGAUCUUACCUAACGUCAGGCUCUUCUGCGGUUUAUCUCUUUCUUUACGCCGCGUUUUACUUCUACACUAAGCUCGAGAUCACCAAGCUCGUCUCCGGGAUCCUCUACUUCGGGUAUAUGCUCAUUGUCUCGUACGUCUUCUUCGUCUUCACUGGUGCAAUUGGUUUCUACGCUUGCUUUUGGUUCACCAGGCUUAUCUACUCUUCUGUUAAGAUUGAUUAAUCAUCACAUUCUGAGUAAAAGCUAUCUUGAAUCUUUCUUCCAUUUUUUGUUCUACACCAUCUCGUUGUAGUUCCUUUUUCUUUCAUUUAAAUUUGGUGAUAAUUCUUAGAUACGUACGAAUACAUGAUCUUUUACCUUCAACUAGAUUGGCACGUGAUAAAUUUUAGAGGAAAUGCUUUAAAAUAAUUUCAUUGAGAGAUAAUUGUGAAAAUCAUUCAUAUUUUAUAAUUUUUCUAAAGGGUG